AUGUUGUCGCAACCUCAACAAGACAUCAACGCUCUGUUGUACAACAUGCAUGCACAGAUCCUGGCAUUGACCACGCAACUCACCAAGCUGCAGGCGAAUCCCCCUGUGGCAACCCCCUCGGUAGAGAAAAAGUUCAAUAAGAAAGUCGAAGUCGUCGCUGACCCUGGCGCCUUCAAAGGAGACAGAGCGAGAUUUGCCGAGUGGUGGAUCAAGCUCCAAAUCUGGGUUAAAGUAAACUGGGUUGCAUUUGCCGACGACUUUGAAGUGGCAACGGCAGAAUGCUACACCGCGGGAGUGUGGCCCACCUGGGACGAUCUGAAGGUAGAGAUCGAAAGAUAUUUCAAACCGCAAGCUGAGCAUGACUGGGCGCAUCAGCAAAUCUGCCCCCCCAAACAAGGCAACAUGAGGACAGAUGAUUUUGUAACCCGGUUCCUGGCCCUCUCCAUCCAAGGGGGUCUUGGUAAAGAACAUGCAGUGGAGCUGCUGGAACGCAAUAUGAACCCCCACAUUGCAGAACAGCUUUACCUGCAGGAUACAAGAAGUGAGAAUCUCUCUGAAGCAGCGGAGGAGGAGGGGCACAUAGCCCAAAAGUGUCCAAAUGGAGCGCAGGCCACUCAACAAAAAAAUAACCAAGGGCUUCAGGCACGCCAAUUAGAAACGGAAAAACCGGACAAUCGGCUCAAUACUCUGGCCGGUUGUUCUUACAACGAGAUCCGGGCCUUCUUUUACGACCAGCAGGUCGCUGAGAUGAAGGCUCAGGGAAAAGAGUUUGGAGUGUAG
Molecule: messenger RNA, 780 nt
Organism: Serpula lacrymans var. lacrymans S7.9
Lineage: Eukaryota; Fungi; Basidiomycota; Agaricomycetes; Boletales; Serpulaceae
Exons: 3
Coding region: 1-780 (259 amino acids)
Source: RefSeq, a predicted model, not a curated record